Molecule: messenger RNA, 458 nt
Organism: Rhagoletis pomonella (apple maggot)
Lineage: Eukaryota; Metazoa; Arthropoda; Insecta; Diptera; Tephritidae
Product: acylphosphatase-2
Exons: 4
Coding region: 109-399 (96 amino acids)
Molecular function (GO): acylphosphatase activity
Source: RefSeq, a predicted model, not a curated record
CAGCCGAUUUUGUAAUCAAACAGGCAAGUAGAACAAAAUAAAAGGAAAUUAACAAUUAUUUAUUGCACUAAGUGACACAUCUACCUUGUUGUAUUAUACUUCUUAAAAAUGCCGGAAAUAUUGAGCUGUGAUUUUGAAGUACAUGGAAUAGUUCAAGGAGUAUCAUUUCGAAUGUACACCGAAAAGCAAGCAAUAUCUUUAGGUGUGCGCGGAUGGUGUAUGAACACACCGUACGACACUGUCAAGGGACAAAUUGAGGGAACCACCGAGACCUUCGAGCAAAUGAAACAUUGGCUGCAGAAAACGGGAAGUCCUACUAGUCGCAUUGAUAAGGCCGACUUCAGCGAGACAAAAAAAUUACAAGAUUUCACAUUUUCGAAUUUUUCAAUUCGCCAUUAAUUAUACGUAGCUAUUAUGUAAAUAUUUAUGUGUGAAUAAACGCGAACGUAAGAACCAAA